AUGAUAUACUCUUCUGGGAGAGAAUCAUACUUCAACUUGAAUUCAACCUGGUAUGACCCCUCGGGGUCCUGGCUGGACACCCGGCGCACACCAUUCCGCUACGGCUACAACACCUGCUCCUCAGGGUGCGACGGCGAAGGCGUUGAAGGUAUGAGAGGACACAACUACCGGCAUUACGGCUAUCGGCAGCCAGUCUGCUCUGAGAGAUGCCACGGCUACGCUGCAGCUGAUUCGUGCCACGAAGGUGGGGGCUCGAGCUGCGUCAGGAGACCCACAUACAGCUAUGGGUCAUCGGGGGGAUGCCACGGCUAUGGGAGGUCGGUCUGCUCUGAGAGGUGCCACGGGUCAUCAAGUUCAUACCACGGAGGUGGUUCAAGCUGCGUCAGGAGACCCACAUACAGCUAUGGGUCAUCGGGGGGAUGCCACGGCUAUGGGAGGUCGGUCUGCUCUGAGAUGUGCCACGGAUCAGGGUACCAGAGGGGGAAGCCGUGCUACCGCAAGCCAAUGCAACGCAUCCCGCAGUGCUGCCCAGUGCAGACCUGUCCCCCUCCAGUGCAGCAAGGCUGCGUGCCCGUGGCAAAGUGCGUCCCAAGCCAGCAGCAAAAGCAGGUCUGCAAAGUGCCGGCCCAGAAGAUGAAGUAA
Molecule: messenger RNA, 642 nt
Organism: Phaethon lepturus (White-tailed tropicbird)
Lineage: Eukaryota; Metazoa; Chordata; Aves; Phaethontiformes; Phaethontidae
Product: keratin-associated protein 5-2-like
Exons: 1
Coding region: 1-642 (213 amino acids)
Source: RefSeq, a predicted model, not a curated record